Molecule: messenger RNA, 1719 nt
Organism: Phaedon cochleariae (mustard beetle)
Lineage: Eukaryota; Metazoa; Arthropoda; Insecta; Coleoptera; Chrysomelidae
Source: the annotation of a GenBank genome assembly
AUGUUGAAGUCUCCUGAAAACCUCUAUAAUAUAUGUAUUAACGUAGCUGUAGCAGAUUGUGUGUCAGCUUGUAAGCUUUGCAAAAAGGAGUAUCGAUCUCUGCCCAAUAAUGUUCUUUUUGAUUUUUACUAUAAGAUGUUCUUAGAAAAACGACUAUGCCUUCUGGCAGUAGAACUCAGUGAUUUAGAAGUUUUCAGUAGAGUAUUAUCAGUGAAGCACCAAAGGACAAAGUUCCUGAAGAGUUUCCAAUCCCUUAUAGAUCAUGGCACCAAGAUACCAGAUGAAUUGAUAUCAGGUUAUAUAUAUUUUUGCAAAAAUAAAAAUCCAGAGGACACUUUAGCAAUAGGACUGGGAUUGAAAAUCGGAGCAUUCUUCAAUGAGGGAGGGCUGUUCAGUCAUUCUAUAGAUGUUUUGAACUUCACUGAGACAAUGUGCAACAAGAGGAACAGAGAUAUCACAACUCUGAGAAUGUUAUUGGAUUGUUAUCACAAGCGUAUUUAUGCAGAAUCAGUCUAUUGUGAAUUUGAAAAAGCAGCAAACACUUUCAGAUCAGCUCAGAAAAUCAUAACAGAAUUAGAAAGGUUCAAUGCAGUCCCUAAUCUAGCUGGGUUGUACUCGAAUUUUUCUUUGUUGUAUUUUACAAGAAGUGAAUAUGAUGAGGCCUUUUCUUGGUCAGAGAAAGCUUUGAAGCUGCUUACUGAUGAUUUGCCUCCUAAGAUAAUCAUAGAAGUUCUGAGACAAGCUUCUAAAUCCUGUGUGGUGAAAAGAAAAUUUGAACCUGCAGGCUUACUCAUAAAACAGGCUGUGAAUUUAGCAUCUAGUUUAUAUAAAAUAGAUAAUCAUCCCCACUAUUCUGACACGUUAUUGGAUUAUGGAUUUUACCUUUUGAAUUUUGACUCAAUACAGGAAAGUGUUACAAUUUACGAAAAAGCGUUGAGCAUAAGGAAAGAAGUAUUUGAGGAAAAGAACAUUCAUAUAGCUCUAGGAUUGGAAGACUUGGCUUAUGCUCUUUAUGUUAAUGAAUACAGCUCAGGCCGAUUUUACAGUGCCAGAGACAACGCAGAACGUUCGAUACGCAUCAUGGACCGCAUACUGCCCAAAAACCACCUCCUGCUGGCAUCCGUGAAGCGUGUCAAGGCGCUCAUUCUCGAAGAGAUCGCUCUGGACGAACGCAUGAACGUCGAACUACAGACAAGGUACCUGGAGGAGGCCGAGCAGCUGCACUCGUACGCGCUGGCGCUGUCGCUGCAGGCGUUCGGCGAACGCAACGUGCAGACAGCGAAGCACUACGGCAAUUUGGGCAGACUGUACCAGAGCAUGAAACGCUACGCGGAGGCCGAGGCGAUGCAUCUGCAGGCGAUCGCGAUCAAAGAGGAACUGCUGGGCGCCGACGACUACGAGGUCGGUCUCAGCACCGGCCACCUCGCCUCCCUCUACAACUACCACAUGAAACGACACCGCGACGCCGAGCGGCUGUACUUGCGCUCUAUCGACAUCAACGUGAAGCUGUUCGGCGCCGCGUAUUCAGGGCUGGAGUACGACUACCGCGGAUUGGUCAACGUGUACACGAAGCUGAUCGACGUGCCCAAGAUGGCGGUGUACACGGGCAAGAUGCGCGAGUGGAAGGCGCUGAGGGAGAGGGUGGGGAGGCAGGACAGCGAGGGACAGCUGGCGCCAUUGAGACAGGUGGUCGAUGAGUUCUUCAAGAUGUGCGAAUGA